AUGUCGGGGAAAGAGCUGAUCACGGUCGAUUGCUCGAUCGGAGCCACGACUGGCUUCAUUGACAGCAAAUACCCCCGUGUCGCCCAGUUCCUCGGGGUCCCCUUUGCUGAACCCCCUACUGGGCCUCGGCGAUGGCUGCCUCCUGUGCCCAAGGCCCCUGUAGCGUCUAUUGAUGCGACCGAGUUCGGACCCUCUUGUCCCCAGGUGGUGGAUGUUUUCAAGACAACGUACAACACGGAUGUGCGGGAAUUCGUGAUCAACGAUGCUACCUCUGAGGACUGCCUGUCUCUCUGUAUCUGGACCCCGGUUGCGGCAGUCAACAAGGCCCAGGGAACAGCCUCGGCGCUGCCAGUUAUUGUGUGGGUGACUGGGGGUGCGUAUCUCGGCGGCGGGAACACGGUGCCUUAUCAGAACCCAGCGCCAUGGGUGGAAUCCAGCCAGCGACACAUUGUAGUCUCCAUCAACUAUCGUUUGAACAUCUUCGGUUUUCCGAAUGCAGCAGGGUUGCCGCUGACAGAGCAAAACCUCGGGACCCUCGACCAGCGUCUUGGUCUGGAAUGGGUGCAUAAACAUAUCGGUGCCUUUGGGGGAGAUCCGGACCGUCUUACAUACUGGGGUCAAUCUGCUGGUGCCCGAUCGGUCGACUGCCAUGGAUUCAGUUAUGCCGACAACUCCCUUGUCCGAGGGGUCAUUCUCAACUCGGGCGCGGCCUUGCUCCCGCUGAACGUCAAUGAUCCGACGCAUUCCCAUUUCAGCUUCGUUGCCAAAUCUCUCGGGUUUCCCGGCGGUGACGCAGCAGCUGAACUGGAUUUUAUGCGCCAGCAGCCGGCGGAAAGGCUCACCAAAUUCCGCGAGGAACAUACUAAAACCGGUGCGGAGCCAAUACUACGGUUCCAACCCAUUGUUGAUGGACGGACUGAGCUCGAGUGCGAGGACUACGAAGCUCGGCUGCGAGAUGGGAGAUUUAGCAAAGUGCCAGUCAUCAUUGGCACUACAGCUGAUGAAGGGAACUCCCUCGUCCCAUAUAACCCCGAGUCAUGCGAUGUGGAGGCCUCACGGAAAUUGACCAAGAUGAUCUUCGAUGACCCGGCAGACAAAACCAUCUCGCUCCGCUCCAAACACACCCCAAUCUUCAGAUACCUCUACCAAGACCCGGCUGCGCCAUCGGAAUCAUCGUUCCCGAAUAUAUCUCCCCGACCGUGGAUGAGAGCCUAUCACUCCUCAGAAUUGCCUCUGAUUUUCGGAACGCAUGACCUGUUCCGCGGGGAAUCAACAGAACAAGAGUACAAGCUGUCCCGUGCGUGGCAGGAUUUAUAUCUUGCUUUUGCGGAAGAUGGGGCCGAGGGACUACGAGCUAAGGGAUGGUUGGACGUAAGCCAAGGGAAGGCUGUUAUUUUUGGAUCCGGUGAUCAGGGGUGGGAACUUGUUGACUCCAAGGAGUUGACUCGCAAAGAGUGA
Messenger RNA from Penicilliopsis zonata CBS 506.65, 1458 nucleotides. RefSeq lists its product as hypothetical. Lineage: Eukaryota; Fungi; Ascomycota; Eurotiomycetes; Eurotiales; Aspergillaceae. The transcript has 4 exons. The record is from RefSeq and is a predicted model, not a curated record. The coding region runs from base 1 to 1458 and encodes 485 amino acids.